GUCCCGUGCUUCACAGCAGGCACCAACAUCGUAGGACUCGGAGCUUUGUGAUGGCAGCCUCCCGGCUCUGUAAACACAGACGGGCCUUAGCAAGGCUCGGAAAUACUGGAACAGCUGUCGCCUGUGAAACACGGCUGAGUGAAUCCGUUGAUGGCGAAUACCGUGCUGCUACAUCAGGUUACUCUCUGAAUGCCAUGACUCCUGUGGCCGGCAUUGCAUAAGGCGCCCGCCUCCGCAUAGGCUCUGUUGGUACCUCUGAUCCCUUAUUCCAUCCAGUAUACCCACGAUCCCUUUCUAGCAAACUACACCACGCAAGGCAUUUCAUUACACUCAUUAAAGAUUCUACCAAGAUGGGUCAGUCCUGGUCCCAGUUUCAGCAACGCAACAAUGCGAGAUCUCUGCUCGAACUCGCCCCGGCGGGGACUCCGGGCAGUGGCGCCCCCAUUCCGAACCUCACGCGUCCCACGCUCGAGACGGCGCUGACGAACGUCGGAGAUUAUCUCGCCAAGAAGAAGAAGACUGUCACGGUGAUUGCCGUCGGCGGCGCCGUCAACACCAUCCAUCUGAGGAGCCGGCAGUCGACGCACGACGUCGACUUCUACAACAGUCGGCUGACGGUCGCCGACUAUGGGCAUCUCAUAAAGGGGGCCAAGGAAGCCGCCGGGCGCGAUCCCCAGCUCAAUGAGGGGUGGUUCAACAACCACACCGUAUUCUUCAUCCCGCAAUCGCAGCGUGACGCCCUCACGGACCAGGCGUUCGCCCAGAACGAGGUCAUCUUCCAGCACGGCGGCCUGAAGGUGCUAGCGGCGCCUUGGAAGUACGCCUUCUGCUGCAAGGUCGACCGUCUCGCCGGCGGCGGAAUCAACGCCGCGCAGAGCUAUGACCUUUCGGACGCCGUGCAUUACCUUGCCCGCCACCUGGCAAGACAUAACUUGACGACGAUGACGCUGGCGACGGUGAAGCAAUGGUUCGCGGGGUAUGGCCUACAAUGGACUGUCGGCAAUGACGUGGUGAUUGGACGUAUUAAUGCCGCUUAUAAGACCAAGUUCGGUGUGGAGAAGGUUAUUAAGUAGACGACGUGUGGGCGGGUGGUGAGGCCGUGAGAUGUUGAGUUGGGAGUCGGCGUUGUGGAGUGGAGGAUUGCGAUGAAACACAUGCUGUUUGUAUCGUAGAAGUGUAAUAUUACGCUUGAGUGCUG
Chaetomium fimeti is the source of this 1198-nucleotide messenger RNA. RefSeq lists its product as uncharacterized. The transcript has a single exon. Lineage: Eukaryota; Fungi; Ascomycota; Sordariomycetes; Sordariales; Chaetomiaceae. The record is from RefSeq and is a predicted model, not a curated record. Bases 351 to 1073 code for a protein of 240 amino acids.